Silurus meridionalis is the source of this 2196-nucleotide messenger RNA. It is a transcript of the gene scamp3, whose product is annotated as secretory carrier membrane protein 3. NCBI's taxonomy places the organism in Eukaryota, Metazoa, Chordata, Actinopteri, Siluriformes, Siluridae. Gene Ontology annotation, cellular component: trans-Golgi network membrane; recycling endosome membrane. The record is from RefSeq and is a predicted model, not a curated record. The coding region runs from base 267 to 1307 and encodes 346 amino acids. Gene Ontology annotation, biological process: protein transport. The transcript is spliced from 9 exons.
AUCGCUGCAGUCACAUGACAGUUUACUUCCUUAUUCCUUUCCUUUUUGCGUGACGGCACAAGAAAGCAAAUGUAGCGAUCGUCAAAUUUAACGGCACACCGUCAUACGAUUCAUCCCAUCGCCGAGACUUGGAGAUCUGUAAGAUUUAAUAGUCUCCUUCCCAAGGAUCUGCUCUGAGAGAAAACCCGGAACAGAUGAUGAUCCAGAGAUCUUUCUAGGCGUUUGGCAGGAAAAUAAGAUCAUUGUGUUCUCCAACUUCAGCAGAGAUGUCAAAGUACACGAGUUUCCCUGCUCCCAGCGAGGAUCAAAAUCCAUUUCAGGAUCCUUCAGUGACACAACACAGCAACAGCACAGACUAUCCCACACUGGAUCUGUACAAUCCCUUCGACAACAGGACCGCUGGGCCUCCACCUCCUUACGAUGCCAAUCCACCAGCCGCACCACCGACCAUCCCGUCUCAGAACCUGCCUAGCAGGACGACUCCCACGGAACCCAGGAAUUAUGGAUCCUACAGCACUCAGCAGUCUGCAGUAAACAACACGACGGCUGACCUGCUGAAACAGCAGGAAGAGUUGGAGAGGAAAGCAAGGGAGCUGGAGAGGAGGGAGAGAGAGCUGGACUCCCAAAGCCGUAGCACCGGUGGAGCGUCCUCUCAAAAGAAUUGGCCUCCGUUGCCGUCUUUCUGUCCGGUGGGUCCGUGCUUCUACCACGACAUUAACGUGGAGAUCAGCCAGGGCUUUCAGCGCAUCGUCACCACCCUGUACUACUUCUGGAUGUUUUCAGCAUGCACUCUGGCCUUCAACUUCCUCUCCUGCCUCGCACUGUUUUGUGUGGACACGAGUAAUGGUGUUGGCUUUGGCCUAGCGAUCCUCUGGCUUCUGCUCUUCACCCCCUGCUCCUUUGUCUGUUGGUACAGGCCUGUGUAUAAAGCUUUCAGGAGCGAUAGUUCCUUCAAUUACUUUGUGUUCUUCUUCAUCUUCUUCGUCCAAGUGGUGCUGUACGUCCUAAUGACUAUCGGCAUUCCCGGCUGGGGCUUCAGUGGAUGGAUAGUGGGACUUGCUGCAUUGAGUAAAAAUAGUGGAGUUGGGAUUAUCAUGCUCUUGAAUGCCGUGGUCUUCACUGCUCAGGCUGCCAUGGGUGUGGUUCUGCUAAAGAAGGUCCACUCUCUCUACAGGCAGACCGGUGCCAGCUUCCAGAAGGCCCAGGCAGAGUUUACCACCGGAGUGCUUUCUAACGAAGCCGUGCGCCAAGCGGCCGUGAACGCCACCGCCUCGGCAGCACAGGGGGCCUUCGUCGGAGCACGUUAAAAUAAAAGGCAACGUGUUUGUUUUGGGGAGGUGGGGUGGGGGGGAUGUAAGGUGGAUAGGGGAGAAUCCAAUGAUCAAUAAGAGCCCAAAAAGGGUCUACAGAAAUAUGAAGAAUUAUGUAUACUUUGUAAUUUGUAGUCCGACACUGUUAACAACCAAACAUUAGGCCCUUUUGCCUGUGUGUGAGUAGAUACAAUAGAUCGAGGCAAAAUUUAUCUUAACAUAUAUUUAAGUUUUGUAAGUCAAUUAUGCUUGUUUAUCAUACCUUCGGCCACUUGGCAAUCAUUUCUGAUCGGCAGAACCGUAGUCUUUUGGCUUUUUGUUUGUUUGUUUGUUUUGUUAAAGCUCUUCAUUGAUAUUGGGACUGUUCAGGAAAGCAUUACCAAGUGGAUUCAGCUUCCCCACACAGGCAUUUUUCCUUCUCUCUCGCUUUUUCUCUAUCUAUUACUUCCUAGGAAGGUGGAAAGGUGGUAGCUCAGUGAUUUAAGGCUCUGAGUUACUGAUUGGAAGGUGAGGUGUUCAAGCACUGGUAUCACCAAGCUGCCACCCUUGGGGCCCCUGAGCAAGGCCCUUAACCCUCUGUGCUCAACUGGCGCUGUAUCAUGGCUAACUCUGCUCUUUGACCCCAGCUUUCUAACAUCACUGGGGUAUGAAAAGAAAGCAUUUCACUGUUCUGUAUAUGUUCUGUAUAUUCGUUCUGUCUAUUGUUGAUAUGUAAAAUGCUGCCUAAAAGAAAUUUCCUACAAAGGCCACUCCGAGUUUUUCAAAAGGAUACCUCAAGGACAAAAACCCAUAAUAUAUAUUUGAAAGUCAUAGGAAAGUCAUGUCCUGGGUUUUGUGUUCCUGCUUGAAUAAAGCAUGACAAGCUUCAGAGGCGUCAGAAAUUGAA